UUCCUUAAGUUGGUAAGAAACUACAACCACGUUUACUAAAUUAACCGCCAAGUGACCUAGAGCAACAUUUAUUUUAAUAGCAGCUAGCAGAGUCAGACACAGACAAGGUUGUUUCCUAGAAGGAAACCGUGGCGGGAGGCUCGCUAAGAUGUUCAGAGCUAGCGGCAUAUUGAAGUUAGCGGCGCUCAUCUUAGCGUUCCUCCUUGCUGUCUUUCUGGCUUUCCAAUUGCUGGAGAUUAACGUGGAAUUUAAACUUGGGAGUAUGAUGUCCAGAUCUUUGCCAGUAAAUGAAGCACAAACAAAGCCAGCUGUACAUAAAUGUGGACUUUCCAAGGCAUGUCCACCUGGACACUUUGCCUUCAAGCUGGCAAGCGGUGCCGCAAGCGUGGUCGGGCCUAGGAUGUGCCUAGAAGACAAAUUAUUAAUGAGCGGUGUGAAGAACAAUGUUGGGAGAGGGAUCAACAUUGCCUUGAUCAAUGGAAAGACGGGAGAACUUCUGAAGACUGCUUUUUACGACAUGUGGGCUGGAGAUGUGGCUCCACUUAUUAAGUUUCUAAAAGAAAUUGAAGAUGGGACAGUUGUAAUGAUGGCUUCAUUUGAUGACCCUGCAUCUAAACUCAAUGAUGAAGCCAGGAAGCUGAUUGCAGAUCUGGGAAGCACAGCUAUCGCAAAUCUGGGGUUCCGGGAUAACUGGAUCUUUGUAGGAGGGAAAGGCAUCAAGACCAAAAGCCCAUUCGAACAGCACAUAAAGAACAGCGCAGAUACUAACAAAUAUGAAGGCUGGCCCGAAGUGCUGGAGAUGGAAGGCUGCGUGCCGCAGAGACAGGACUAAACCAAGCUUCUGUGUCAGCAAUAGUUACCCAGCAGUGUAUAAUCUCAACUGUUCAUUUUGUAUCUCCUUCCAUCUGUGUUAAGACUGGUUCAAGUUUUUUUUUCCGUUAAAAAGGGUUAUAUGCUUUGGCAUUAUAGAUUUGGGCACUGUUAUUGCGUUUGUUUAUAAAAGAAAAAUAAAAGAGCUGUAAAAUAAAGCUCUUAACAUCUUGAAUCUGUUUGGAUAUGUCCAGUUUGACAGAAUUUGAAGUGCACUGGAUCUUAGAGGUUGUGUUAGUUUUUUGAUUUGUUUUCAUUAUCUUCCAAUUUAUUUGAACCCAAAGACCUGGCUUUCACAGACUGUUGAGUGUUUGCACUGAUGGAAAGUAAUGUAUUCUUGUCCUCAUGUUUUUCCUGGAGGAUAAACUUUCUAUUACUUUUCUAUACUCUGCCUUAAUAUUUUCAUGUUUUGUAGCAAAUAAGUGUCCAGAUUCAGUUUCCUUUCCGAAUUACUUUUUAGAAAAUUAUAAUUAACUUUUGAAAUUGUAACCAAAUAUACCAAAAUUCACUGUGAAAUGUGUAAAUAUUUCUUUAGACAAGAGUUAGCUUAUAAAACCUUUAAUUUAAAGAACAUGAAAGCAGUAAUAUAAGUUGAUGGAACAAAUAAAUGCUAUUGAAAUUG
Molecule: messenger RNA, 1492 nt
Organism: Cyprinodon variegatus (sheepshead minnow)
Lineage: Eukaryota; Metazoa; Chordata; Actinopteri; Cyprinodontiformes; Cyprinodontidae
Gene: fam3c
Product: family with sequence similarity 3 member C
Exons: 10
Coding region: 149-832 (227 amino acids)
Source: RefSeq, a predicted model, not a curated record